CUUACCUUACGUUCUCUUUCGCCCUCUUUCUCUCAGGCUGUCUCUUUCUCCCUCUAGGGUUUACAUUUGUGAUUUUGAUUCUGGUUUCAGCUCAACCCAUCCCCAGUUCUACUUUGCAAUCGCAUUAGCUGCUAAAUUAUCGGGUCAUAUUGUGAUAUAAUCACCUGGAGUAAAGUGAUUAUAUUACACCGUCGUUUGGUCAUCUGUGAAUGGUUGGUUUGCAAGGGGACAGCUUUAAAAAGUUGUACCAAUAGGUGUCUGCUGGCUAGUAGCGCUCAGAAAGUGUAUUUCCCAUCAAAAUCUGACUCAGCUGUCUCCGGUACAUGUAGCUGAAACUGCGCUUUUUGCGUAUCCAUGCUGUCAGAGAGCAUGCGUGGAAUCUGUGUUUUGGGUGAUGCCCCUGACAAGAUUAGUUGCUGAUGCACUUGGUGUGGUUACGAUAUCACUUGUUGCUGUUUUGGGUCUUAUUGGUUUACUCUGCAUCUUGUACUCUUUUUACUUCCGAUCUCACAUUCGCAGUCAAGGUUAUAACCGACUUGGAUAUUUCGGUGGUCCUUGGGUCGUUCGCAUCAUUUUCAUCUUGUUUGCAAUUUGGUGGGGUUUCGGAGAGAUUCUACGGCUUGAAUUUCUAAGAACUGAAGGUCGGGUAUUACAUACCCUUAACUUAAGAUGGCCGGAUAUUGUUUGCAAAUGCUACAUCAUGUCGAACCUAGGGUUUGCAGAACCAUGUCUAUUCCUCACCCUCAUUUUUCUUCUCCGUGCAUCCUUACAGAAGACCGAGUCGGGCCCGUUGAGCCAGAAUUGGAACUUCCGAACAGCCAUUUACAUUCUUCUGUGUUCUUUCCCGAUGUUUGCUCUUCAGAUGAUGGUUGUUUUAGUUGGACCUCACUAUAAGACGAAUUUGGGAACAGACAAAUGGGGCCACUUUUUCAAAAUUACAUCCGAGGAUGAUGUCACCCGCUGCUACUAUCCUUUACUGAGUACCAUCUUUCUUGGUCUUUUCGCCACCGUGUUGACUCUCUAUUUGUUCUGGCUCGGGAGGCGAAUACUGAGUUUGGUGAUCAGCAAAGGGAUGCAGAGGAGGAUCUUUGUAUUGAUAAUCUCCAUUUCUAGCUUCUUUCCAUUACGGGUUCUGUUACUUGGCUUAUCUGUUCUAUCGAAGCCGGGUGAAACGGUGUUUGAGGUUCUUGCGUUCUUGGCUUUCCUUUCUCUUUUGUGUUGUGCCGGGCUGGGGGUUUGUAUGCUUGUUUACCUGCCGAUUGCGGACUCAUUGGCGUUGAAGAAUCUGCAAGAUAUAGAGGAUAGGAGAAGGAUUAUCGAAGAAUACAAUGAUACUCUUUCACUAAUCGCUAACCAAAGCCCACUAGACGAGUUUAUAACGAGCAGCGGGAGGAACUCGGUUGCAUCGGCAAAACAAGGAUCGAUCUCGUUCCGAACGAUGGAGAGAGACGAUCAUUCGGGAGGGUUUGUGGAACUAAGCCUGUUUUCUCCGAGUCAGCAUUCUACACCGAUUGGAUCGCCGCAGCUGCUGGGGUGGCCGAUGCUGCCGCCGGCAGCAGCAGCACCUUGAGGGAGGGAAAGGGUCAAUUUUGUGGUGAACAAGAAAAUGGAUUUGUAAAGGAAGGGAGGGAAGGGGUUAGAAUUAAUAAGGAUGAUGGUGUUUCUUAAUUUUGGUGUUUUUUUUAUGUGUUAUUGAGAUGAUAUGUUGGUUUGGAGCUGGUAGGUGACCCACCUUGUUUUUUAUGGUGGAAUUUAUGAUAUUAUGUAUCUCUCUAUUAUAUUCUGCUUCUGCUGCU
Molecule: messenger RNA, 1796 nt
Organism: Cynara cardunculus var. scolymus (artichoke)
Lineage: Eukaryota; Viridiplantae; Streptophyta; Magnoliopsida; Asterales; Asteraceae
Exons: 2
Coding region: 395-1570 (391 amino acids)
Source: RefSeq, a predicted model, not a curated record